CGGGUGGCCCGAGCUCAGCGCGCGUUGUGCCAGAGCUUCCUCUUACGAUACAAACCAUCUCAGUAGACACCAAGACAUCAUCAUCUACCACAUCUACAACAUCUACACAUCUACACACCUCCACACCCACCUCUACCCGCUAUAAUUACUACCCCGACUGCGACAUCUGCCUUGUUAUAGUUGCCCCAGAUACCCCAUUGUGCCAUUUGCUCCCACUGAUUGUUUAUCCACAUCACAUCAUGUCUUCCCCCUUCGACAUAAAUGGCGGUGCCUGCGUCGCCAUGGUCGGCAAAGACUGUGUUGCCAUUGCAUGCGACCUCCGACUGGGUCUGCAAGCCCUCACCGUCUCCAACAACUUCCCCAAGAUCUUCAACUACGCCCCCUCGACCUAUCUCGGCCUAACAGGGCUCGCCACAGACGUCUCCACCGUCUCCGACGUCCUCCGUUUCAAAGUCAACAUGUACCGCUUGCGCGAAGAGCGACAUAUCUCCCCGAAGACACUGGCCAACCUGACUAGCUCAACUCUGUACGAGAAGCGCUUCGGCCCCUAUUUCGUCAGCCCCGUGCUGGCGGGCAUAGAUAAUACGACGGGCAAACCGUUCAUAUGUGGCUUUGAUAGUAUUGGCUGUAUUGAUUUUGCGCAGGACUUUAUCGUCAGUGGUACGGCGAGUGAUCAGCUGUUUGGGACUUGUGAGGGGUUGUGGGAACCGGAUCUCGGACCUGAUGACCUGUUCGAGACCAUCUCGCAAGCCCUACUUAACGCCGUUGAUCGAGACGCCCUGUCAGGUUGGGGAGCACAUGUUUAUAUCAUAGAGAAGGACAAAGUCACAAAGCGAUUGCUCAAGGGACGACAAGAUUAGAUAGUUUUCUGGUCUGCGGUUUUCGUCUUAUGGGUAGAGUGGGAAGAUCUAGGAAGACGGAAGUGGUGACCAGAGGGGUUUCAAAGCCCUGCGUGUCCUCUUUAUCUUUCUGUUUUCCUAUUUUAUUUUAUUUUUGGAGCUUUGAUAAUUUCUGAUAAAUGGCAUUCCCUUGGCACGAUGUUCUGACAGUUAUCUUUUUUUGUCGUGAAGCAAAAAGGAGAGCUAGAUCCACGGUAAUAUGAUGCUACUAGAUUAUGGGGCUUGGGAUACUAGAACGGGGAGCUUAUUAUCAAGCACACGUUAUGGGAAAAAUACCCAUCCAUGCGAGUGAGCUUCCCCGACCAGCCAGUCGCGUAAAUAUGGAAUAAAUGAACCCCCAGAAAUCUCAAUUACCACGUAAUGUACAUGUACCAUUGCAUACUGAGUAAACGUGAUCAAAGCCGUUUAACUUUUUCUAGCUCAUCCCCUCGCUAUUUUAUAGAAUUAUAUGUUGUGCAUAUAUAUAUGACGCACAAGAUCCAUCCAUCCAUCAACCCGCCCAGCCCACUUCACAUCUCCCCACAAAAAUCCGAACACAUCAAAACCAUCCAUCUCAAGCAGAUCCAACGAAGAGACAGGGAAAAAGAAAAAGAUAAAAGAAAAAUUCGCGCAUAUUCACAUCGACGCACAUAACCCCAAAACCCCAUCAAGCGCCUCAUCCCAACUCUCCAUCAACGAUCCACAAAACAGCUCCAAAGACGCCGUAUCCAUCAUCUCCUCAAUCUCUCUCUUUACCGCCCCUUCCUCUUCCCCAUCACCGUCGCCAUUUUUAACGGUGUCUUUCUCAAAACCAUAACCCCCCGUCACCCACUCCACCAAUUCCCCCAACAUCCCCGACUCGGCAAUCUGCAUCUUCAAAAAGCGCGUGUUCCGGCGGAUAGCGUCGAUGAGUUGCUUGACGAGGGUGUGGAGGUUUUCGAGGGUUUCCUUGUUUGGGAGAGCUUCUUUUGUGGUCGUAGUGGGGACCUUCGAUUUUGUCUUUGCUGUUGAUGAUGAGGGAGAUAAGUAUGUGAGGAAGAAGGUGGUGGCCUUUAGGGUCUCGAGGAGGGAUAUUGUGGUGUGGAGAUAGAGCCAGGAGGGGGCGAUGGAGGAGGUGGCGGAAGGCUGUUGUUUGCUAGGAGGGGUGAGGGGUAUGGUUGUUAGGAGGAUUGAUGUGGGUAGGGGAGUAGCGGAUAGGGCAGUCAGUUUUUUAGUUAGGAAUGAUUCGAGGGUGGCGAGGUGGGUGGUUAGGGGAGCUGGUGGGGAUGAUUGUUUGGUGUUGGUGGCGGCGGAUAGGGAUGCGAGGGCCUUUAGGAGGGUGAGGUGGAUGUUUACGUUUUCGAUUUCGGCGGGAGUUAACUCUGUCUCGAGGAGGGGAAGGUCGAAUUCUGGGUUGAGGUAGCGAGAUAGAUUGAUAUUUGGCGAGACUGGGUGUGAAGACGACGAUGCCUUUUUUGUAGAGGUGUUACUCUUUAGGUAACUAAAUAGGACGUCGGUGAUGGUCAUUGCUUUUACUGCGUGGGCCUAUGAGUUGUUUUCAACCGAACGUUAGCUUCACUAUCUGGUAAUCACGCGUUGGUGUUCAAAUGGAAAUGACCUUACCCCUGGCUUGGGCCCGAGACGGACAUGCUCUUCAAAGCUGAGUGUUCCUGGAGCUUCACAGUUCAUGAAGCCGUCGAAGUUGCGUUUGUCAACAACAGGGUCUGUGUCGGAGACUGCUUAUGAUGUGCAUUGUUAGCUUCACGGAAAUAUUCUUAGGAAAUGAACAACAGAUUUGGAAACCUACCAAUAUGGUCAUAUUGCCCUACCGGGUCGCCACCAACCAGCCGCUGAAUCCUCCGGGUUUCCAAUGCCCACAUUCUUCUACAUAUGCUAUUCUUCAG
Blastomyces dermatitidis ER-3 is the source of this 2761-nucleotide messenger RNA. Its product is annotated as proteasome component PUP3. Bases 240 to 860 code for a protein of 206 amino acids. Gene Ontology annotation, cellular component: proteasome core complex, beta-subunit complex; proteasome core complex. The transcript has 4 exons. The record is from RefSeq and is a predicted model, not a curated record. Gene Ontology annotation, biological process: proteasome-mediated ubiquitin-dependent protein catabolic process. Lineage: Eukaryota; Fungi; Ascomycota; Eurotiomycetes; Onygenales; Ajellomycetaceae.